Molecule: messenger RNA, 2639 nt
Organism: Balaenoptera musculus (blue whale)
Lineage: Eukaryota; Metazoa; Chordata; Mammalia; Artiodactyla; Balaenopteridae
Gene: NCMAP
Product: non-compact myelin associated protein
Exons: 4
Coding region: 137-445 (102 amino acids)
Biological process (GO): regulation of myelination; peripheral nervous system myelin formation
Cellular component (GO): plasma membrane; paranode region of axon; Schmidt-Lanterman incisure
Molecular function (GO): structural constituent of myelin sheath
Source: RefSeq, a predicted model, not a curated record
GCCCCUCCAGGAGGAAGAUCUGCGAUGAAAACCCACAGCAGGGGGAGGAAACCAGUGUUCUAGCUCAGAUCAGCAAACUCAGCAGCUCCGGGGUGGCUCACUGGACUAGCUGCUCCAGAGGAAAGAGCAGGUCGAGAUGACCACAGCUACCCCUUUGGGGAGUACCACCUUCUUCUCAUUGAACAUGACCACCAGAGGAGAAGACUUUCUGUACAAGAGUUCUGGAGCCAUCGUUGCUGCCAUUGUGGUGGUUGUCAUCAUCAUCUUCACCGUGGUUCUGAUCUUGCUGAAGACGUACAACAGGAAAAUGAGGACAAGACGGGAGCUGGAGCCCAAGGUCCCCAAGCCAGCCUCCCCUUCUGCCCUGGGCCCAAACAGCAACAGCAGUCAACACCCUGCAACUGUGACCUUCAGCCCUAUUGACGUCCACGUGGAGACUCGGUGACCCCCCAUCCUGGGUGCUGUCUUGGCCACUGUCCAAAGAGCCUUCAGUCAAGACCAAGAAGCACAUUUCUCCUCUGGCAGCUUCACUAUGAGUUUGUUCCGUUCAGGUCAACAGGGGCAUCUCUUAUGCAAUCCCUGAUGCUUCAGGCAACCCCCAACCCCAUCCUGCCGGGCCCCACCCCAGGUACGUCCAUAUCCCUGCUGCCACCCUUCCAAAAAGCUGUGCUAUUUUGGGAAUCCACUGCUGUGGGUUUAGCUGUCUCCCCCCAAACACAAUAGCUAGACAGACAGACAGACAGACCGGCAGAUAGCCCAGGAGUCUUCUGGUCAGGAGUCAGGGGUCAGGGCAUGCUCCUGAGAGGGUCUGCCUGAGGUUAUAUCGGAGGAAGAGCCAUAUCCACAGCUUUGUAGAGCAAAAUAGUCAAUCCCAUAAUCAGACACAGGGGAACUAACUUGGACUAACUCACCAAAAACCCAGCUUGUUAAUUUAUAACUUGUUCCAGUGCUAAAUGACUGCUAGCUAGCUCAUGAUGAUUGAUCAGCACAUUUCUCCCUCUUUAAGAAAGGUUUUGGGAAAAACUGGAUUCUUCUCCGAAGGUGUCUACUUCUUUAGUAAAGAGUCAAAGUCGAAGACAUAGGAUGACCUUGAGGAAGAAUGGCAUCUAGGAUGAAAGCUUGUUGUAGUGUCCAUGGGCCUGGAAUGAGCCUGGCAUCUGGUCAGGGCCCCCCCCCCCCACGGGGGCUGGAUUAACCUUGACUCAGUCUCAUUUCUUGGCUUCCCUCUAUUUGGAUUCUGAGCAAUCCUCACUCUCCAGUUACCAUCUUACCUCCAAGGUCCAGUAUUUGGAGACUGAUUAGAUUACGACUCUAUUUAUGUUACCUCUGCCCUUCCUGGUCACCUUGCAAAGAUUCAGGAUAUAUUCAAAGUACCACAUUCACAAACCAUUCCUCUGGACAGAACUCAUCUCUUUGACACUUUAGCCUGGAGAACAAUCUACUGAAAGAGGAAAGCAUUUUGGAGUUAAGAAGACCUGCCUUCCAAGCCCUAUUUCCUGGUUUUGUGGCCUUGGGAAAGUGACUUGACCCUCCAUAUUCUGUUUCCUAACAUGAAAUGGGAAUAACGUCUGCCUCACUGGGUGACUAUAACAAGCCAAGGACUUAGUAAAGCAGCUUAGGUAGUGCCUGGCACCCAGCAGAUGCUUUAUAAAUGGGAGCCAGCGUUAUUAUGACAAAUUUCUUCCAUUGUAAGACAUACACUUGUUCCCAUUUUAAUGAUUCUGAAAUCAGAAUAUGUCUUAAAAUUGAUGGGUCCACUAAUAAGGUUGCAUUUUUUUUCUCUCUCUCUCUCAAAAAGCUGUUUUUUAGCCAGUUGUGCAUUUUACAAUUGAAGGCAUCUUGGAAACAAGGUAAUAAAUCUGUAUUCUAUUACAGACAGUGACACACUCUGACAUUUAACCUUAAAUUCUAGGAGUGUCUCCUUCUGAGGGAAAACUGAGGGUCAGGAGGUAAGAAGACUGACACAGGGUCACACAGUUCAUGUCAUCCCACUAUAAAAAUGCUCACUUGAAUGUAUCUGGAGAAAUACAGGCAAAUUCUUUCUCCCCAGACAUCUCUUCUCCCUCCUGUGUUUAAAUAUCCACCAGACACUUUGCAAGGUGCUUUUACAUAAGUUAUGUCAUGGGAUUUGUUUUUCCCAAUAACCCUGGGAGGUAUUAUUUUUCCCAUUUGCCAAUGAGAAUUUCAAACUCAAGAAGAAAAAAUACUCGCUCAAAGUCUCACAGCUUGUGAGACAGUAAGUUGCAAAGACAAGACUCAAACCCUGGUCUCUUCGACUCCAAAGUCCAUCUUUUUGUUGUAUCACACUCUUCCCUAACAUCCCGGCUCAAGGAACAUGGAUUCUUUUGUGAGCUGAACAAGAGGAGGACAGGCUUACCCAUGUGUCUGGGUGGAGGUCGGGGGUCAGCUUCCACACCAAAAGUGGGGCAAAGUCACUUUGGUAGCCUCCUUUGGGCUUCCAUGAUUAUAGACAAAGGGGCCCUUUCCAAAUCCAUCCAAGCUCUGAGGAUUUCUGCUUCAUUCCCCCACCACUUAGGCCCAAGGGGCAAGGCAUGAGAUGGCCUCGAACCAGGGCAAAGCCAUUUAAGGACUCAAGCCCACAUAGAUAUGUUUCCCAGAUGUAUUCUGCUUUAAAAAAA